This is a messenger RNA of Zingiber officinale, 3508 nucleotides long. Its product is annotated as transcriptional repressor ILP1-like. The record is from RefSeq and is a predicted model, not a curated record. Gene Ontology annotation, cellular component: nucleus; U2-type post-mRNA release spliceosomal complex. Gene Ontology annotation, molecular function: DNA binding. Gene Ontology annotation, biological process: mRNA splicing, via spliceosome; spliceosomal complex disassembly. Lineage: Eukaryota; Viridiplantae; Streptophyta; Magnoliopsida; Zingiberales; Zingiberaceae. The coding region runs from base 180 to 2975 and encodes 931 amino acids. The transcript is spliced from 2 exons.
UUAUAACCCGUCUCAGAGUCACCGUUUUCUGCCUCCUCCUCGUCUCCCCGCCGAUCUCGCACGCAACCACGCGACGCCGUCACCCCAAAUCUGAAACCCUGAGAGGGCAAACGGUUUGAUCGAGAAGGAAACAGAGGGGAGAAAAGGCCGGUGAGGGAGCGCUGUAGGUUUUUGGAUCGAUGAGUAGUAUCAGAGCUAAGAACUUUCGACGCCGCUCCGAGUCCGAUGAUGCUAACGCCGAGGAGAAGUCCGUCCCAAGUCCCUCCACUAAAAGCCAAACCCUAACCCUAAGCAAGCCCAAGGCUUCCAAGCCGGAAGCCCCCAAGCGGCUCAGCUUCGCUGACGACGAGGAGGAGGACAACGACCGCCGCCCCUCCCGGAUCCCCUCUUCUUCCGCAGGCGCUGCCUCCGUCCACAGGCUCACAUCCUCGAAGGACCGUUCGAAGGCUUCGCGUUUGGCCUCCUCUAUCCCUUCCAAUGUCCAGCCGCAGGUCGGUGAAUAUACCAAGGAGCGGCUCCUCGAGCUUCAGAAGAACGCUCGGCCUCUGGGAAGCAUAUCGCGGUCCCAGCGACCGCCUGUUGUGCCAGAGGCCAAGCCCAGGAAGUCUGAUAGGCCGGCUGAACCUGUAAUCGUCCUUAAAGGAUUCCUAAAGCAGGCAUCACCAGGUAGGGACAAGCAGGAGGGUGUCGUACUGAAACGGCAGGAAACGAACGAGGAGGAGGAAGAAGAAGAGGAGUUGGAAGAAGAUGAUAGUAAUGGUGGUUCACUUACAGGGGCGAAGUUUCCGACUAUUCCCGAUCCAGAAACUAUAAAAGCCAUUCGUGCAAAGAGACAGCAACUUCAGCAACCACGACAACCUGCUCCAGAUUUCAUAUCCCUUGAUGGUGGUAUGCCAAGUAGUCGUCCUUCUGCUGACGGUUCAAGUGAUGAAGAAGACACUGAUUUCCAAGAGAGGAUUUCUUUAUUUGGGAUUAAGGCAGAUGACAAGUUGAAGAAGGGAGUUUUUGAGAGCAUUGAUCAGAGGCUUACUAUCACGGAUGAAAGAAAGAUGGAUGGUGGAUUCAGGAAAGGAGACAUUAAUAUCGAUGACGAUGAGGAUGAAGAGGAGAGGAAAUGGGAGGAAGAACAGUUCAGAAAAGGUCUCGGAAAGAGAAUUGAUGACACUUCCUCUCAGCGAGUUAAUUACAGUGUCGCUCCUAUUCCACUCCAUCCACAGCCUAGUGUCUACCCUGGAGUUGCUCAUCAGACCUCGGCAAGCAUGACAUCAGCUUCCUAUGGUGCUUCAAGGAGCGCUGAGGUUUUGUCCAUAUCUCAGCAGGCUGAGGUUGCAUCCCGAGCUAUGCAGGAGACCAUCAAUAGGCUCAAGGAAUCUCACAAAAUAACUACGAAUUCAUUGGUCAGGACAGACACCAAUAUCACUGAGUCUCUAACCGAAGUUUCCAGCCUUGAGAAGUCACUGAAAGAAGCUGAUGACAAGUACAACUUCAUGCAACAGCUCCGAGACUUUAUUUCAGUAAUGUGUGAUUUCUUGAAUGACAAGGCCUUUUUAAUUGAGGAAUUGGAGGAACAAAUGCAGAAACUCCAUGAGAAGCGAGCUUUAGCUGUUGUCGAAAGAAGAGCUGAUGAUAUAGCAGAUGAUGAUAAUGAAGUGGAAUCUGCUGUCAAUGCAGCAAUUGCAGUUUUAAGUAAAGGAUCUAGUUCAGCUUAUGUAGCUGCUGCUACUGCUGCUGCCCAGGCUGCCACUGCUGCUGCUCGAGAAAGUGCAGAUUUACCCGUCGAAUUAGAUGAGUUUGGACGAGACAUCAACUUAAAGAAGCGCAUGGAUUUUACAAGGAGGGCAGAGUCAAGAAAACUGAGAAAAGCUCGGGCUGAGUCCAAAAGAAUUGCAUCUAUGGAAAUGGAUAAUUUGUUGCAAAUUGAAGGAGAAUUAAGUACUGAUGAAAGUGAUAGUGAGAGUAAUGCGUAUAUUUCUAGCAGGAAUGAGCUGAUCCAAACUGCUGAAGAAAUAUUUAGUGAUGCAUCUGAAGAGUAUGCAAAUCUUAGAAUUGUGAAAGAAAGGUUUGAAAGAUGGAAGAACCAAUAUCUGUCUAGUUAUCGAGAUGCUUAUGUUUCCAUAAGUGUUCCAUCUCUGUUUUCUCCAUAUGUGCGGUUGGAGCUCUUGAAAUGGGAUCCUCUUUAUGAUGCAACAGAUUUCUUUGAUAUGGAAUGGCACAAGCUUCUUUUUAAUUAUGGAUUGCCAGCAAAAGGUCAGGAUUUUGAGCCUGAUGAUGCAGACGCUAAUCUUAUUCCAGAAAUAGUUGAGAAGGUUGCCCUUCCCAUCUUGCAUCAUGAAAUUGAGCACUGUUGGGACAUAUUGAAUACCCAAAGGACAAAGGGUGCUGUCUUUGCUACUAAUAUGGUUAUCAGCUAUGUCCCAGCUUCAAGCAAGGCUCUGCGUGAAUUACUUGCUGUAAUCCAUACUCGCUUGAAUGAAGCCAUCACUGACCUUAAUGUGCCUGUAUGGAGUAGUGUAAUUACAAAGGUUGUGCCAGGUGCUGCUCAAUUUGCAGCUUAUAAAUUUGGUAUGGCUGUUCGUCUACUAAGGAACAUUUGCCUUUGGAAAAAUAUUCUUUCAAUGCCUGUAUUAGAAAAGCUUGCACUAGAAGAGCUACUGGGAGGAAAACUUCUGCCUCAUGUAAAAAGCAUCAUGCCUAAUAUACAUGAUGCCAUUAUGAGGACUGAAAGAAUCAUAGCAUCAUUGGUGGGGAUUUGGUCGGGUCCUGAGGUCACACUAGGGACUAGUCAGAAGUUGCAGCCUUUGGUAGAUUGCAUUUCAGAGUUAGGGGGCAAGUUGGAGAAAAGGCAUGCAUUGGGUGUUAGCUUGGAGGAGACCCGUGGGCUUGCUCGUCGGUUGAAGAAUAUGUUAGUGUCAUUGAAUGAGUAUGACAAAGCUAGAGCAAUUUUGAGAACCUUUCAACUCAAAGAAGCACUCUGAUAUUGCUGCUGCCAAUCUAUUGUAAUUGUAUAUCUAGCUUUACUCUUCCUAGAGCAACAUCUCAUAGACCAAAUCUUUUCAAGAAAGAGGAUCUUCAUUGUUUCAAAAGCAUCUCAAGAUUUCAGUUUUGUAGUGGAUAAUACAGGCGGUAAUCUAUUGAACUUGUUUGGGAAUUUCAAAAGCUUUUUAAAAUUACACAGGUGAUAAUCUAUUUUUCUUCAGAAGCUUUUUGAAGCCUGACCAUGAUUCCCUUCAAGUAAUUACAAACUAGGGAAUGCUUUCCCUAUCCAUUUCCUCUCGACAUCGUCUAUAGAGUACUAUCUUUCUUUCCAUCUCUCCUGUUGUUUAGAGGCCUCUUUUUUCAUUGCAUAUACAUGUCAGACUUUUUUUAUCUCAUUUUUUUUUUGUAGCAAAAGAUUUGAUUUGCUUGCACUGUCUUGUUUUUUGUUGGAUAGAGACAGAUGUUAGUGUCCAACUUUUUAAUGGCUAUUACAUUUUACUUGUAAAUCUGCUAUCUUUUUAUUUUUGAUUUA